This is a messenger RNA of Exophiala mesophila, 1823 nucleotides long. RefSeq lists its product as uncharacterized. The coding region runs from base 190 to 1695 and encodes 501 amino acids. Gene Ontology annotation, molecular function: protein binding. The record is from RefSeq and is a predicted model, not a curated record. Lineage: Eukaryota; Fungi; Ascomycota; Eurotiomycetes; Chaetothyriales; Herpotrichiellaceae. The transcript has 2 exons.
GCCAUCACCUAAGCAAUUGUGAUUCCCAUUCUAGAUCCUUCUCUCUGCACUGAUACCCAAAUAUCCCAGAAUUUCAAUCCUGAACAGUCCAUACUACCUCAAUAACAUUCUAUCUCUGCCGAGUGGACAUUUCAAAUCAUCCAACCCCCCCGCCUCCGGCCGCAGGCUCACGCCUUCUACACCCUCAGCAUGUCUGCGCAUGUCGUGGUGAUUGACUCGACAGCGAGACGCCAUGUCGUCAAGACCACACCGAAUAAAUACCUCAGCGAAGUUGUUGAGGAAGUCUCCGCGAAAUUAGGUAUCAAUGCCUCUCAAUAUGGCCUAAAACAUAACAACAAACCCGUCGAUCUAUCGAGAACCCUACGUCUAUCCGGUCUAUCUUCCGGCGCCAAACUCGAACUCAUCCAACUCUCUAAAUCCGCUGGUGUGGUUUCGAUAGCCCUGCAACUCCCCGAAUCUGAGGCAAAGGGUCAACCCAAUGCACGUCUCACAGAUAAAUUCCCCAGCUCCACCACCCUUUGGCUAGUCCUCAGGAAGUUUGAGGCCGGUGUCGCAGGAGGAGGAAGUUCAACACGAAAUUUCACUGCUCGAGGCGUUCCAUCAAGUCAAGGCGCCGCUGGUGCGGGAAGAUUGUACUAUGAACAGCCUGUGUUGAAUUGCUUAAAUCGAGAAUUGUCUUCUUUUACCGAUCUGCAAAAGACACUUGCUCAGCUUGGCCUCAACAGUGGUUCUGCCCUGAUUCGACUCAGCUUCCGCCACACAGAUAUGCCUUUGGAAGAAGCCAUGGCCCAGAUACAAGGUUAUUUUGACACAGUCGACCCUCCGUCCACAUCGCACCAGCCAACGCCAAAGGUUGAGCCCGUCAAUGAGCCUGUUGCUCCAUCAAGUCAGCAACCAGAGCAGCCAGAAUGGACGGAAGAUAUCAAGCCCAACGAGACCACUAGUCCCGAACAAGAACCUGGUCCUUCCACUUCCGCCUCCGAAGCCACUGCCACAACCACCACGUCGAGCGGUCGGCCAGUGUCAGUUUUCCGGCCUCCUAGUUCAACAACACCCUCAGCUGCUUUAAUCUCCCACAAUGACACAGACUACGUUCCUACGGUGGAACAUGCACAAAUCCAUCAGAAAAUGCUCAAUGACAGCACCCGCAACCGACGGUUACCCACCGAAGCAGAGCUUCAAGCGCAAGCAACAGAAGAAGCGGCGAAGUGGGCACAAAUCACAGAGGUCGAGAUCAAAGUUCGGUUUCCUGAUCAGAGUGCGGUGAGUGCCAAAUUCAAGCAGACAGAUACAGGGCACGACCUCUAUGGGUUCGUGAGAGACUGUCUGGAAGACAAGUGGCGAUCUGACGUUUUUCACCUGCGGAAUCCUGGUGUCAAGGGAAAGAAUGAGACUAUUCCAGAUGACGCCAACAAGACAUUGAUCCGUGGCCUACAGCUAAAAGGUCGAGUACUGGUGACAUUUACUUGGGAUGAUUCAAAGGCUAGUCUCGAGGCAAGAGGGACAAAAGCACUGUUAAAACCCGAAUUGCGAGCUAAAGCUCAAGAGUUCAAGGCUCCUGAGGUGAUUGCUUCACAGGACACGCCAGAUGACCCUGGCGUCAAGGUGACCUUGGGUAGCAAGACAACCUCGGAAGAUAGUGGAGACACGAAGAAGAAACUACCAAAGUGGUUGAAGGGAUUGGCAAAGAAAUAGAGGUUGCGGUAGCCACAUCGGCUAGAGACUGUACGUCGAUGUCAUGUGUAGCAUCAUCUCGUAUGAGAUACGGUCUUGGGACUAUAAAUAUUAGAGCAUGACAUGAAUUUAAUAGCGAUUGCAUACCG